AUGCUGGACUCUGUGAGGAAUGCUUUCCACGCCCAGCUAGCCACCGUCAUGGACUCUCUGCUGGCGGCAGCGGUGUGUGAGAUAGCAAAGAUCUUCGAGAGCAGUCUGUGUGAGCAGCAGGAAGAGCUAAUGCAGAGAGGAGAGAAGAUCACAGCCCUGAGGGAGAGGCUGGAGCAGGCAGAGAGGAGGUUGAAGAAGGAAGGAGAUGGAGGAGAUGGCCUACUAGAUGUGAUAGAAGGACCAGAAAGGAAAAUAUUAGAUGACAGCCCUAGGCAGCAGUCUGAACCUAGAGCUGGUAAGAGAAUCGGAUGCGUCUCGUCUCCUCUUGUACUGAUUUUAGGAAAAUGUAUUUUGAAACUAACCCUAAACUACUGUCUGUCUGUCCUGCUCCGUCUGUGCAGGUUCAAGCUGGGAGUCGGAUGUCGCCACCUCUGAGACCUCCCCACUGGUCCAGGACAGGGGGUGUAAGAAGCCCCCCAGGAUGAAAAAGGAGGAGACAGAGCUGGAGGGGACUUCCAUCAAAGAAGAGGUCAGUCACAGUCAUUCUCUAACACGAUAAGAAUGUCUGUCUUUCAGUCUUCUUACUGAGAUAGUCAUGUUGAGUUGUUUUCAAUGAUGAACUAAUUCGAAGGCUUUUAACACUGCUCUGACGCUGGCCCCCACAUUAACGUUUUAUUUUCUCCCUUCAGCUUAAACAUUGCCCUCUUCCACAGUUUGAAGAGCCCCACCCUGCCCAUGUGGAGGGGAAGGGCCAAGGGCCAGGGGGGAGCUGUGCUGCUGGGGGCCAGAGGCUGGGAGACCCCCUGUCUGACACACCAGGGACCAAGGCAAAGUGUAAGGACUUUUAACCCUUAACCAAUCAAUCCACACAUUUUGUGCUUUAGAUCAAGUGAACCUCUGUUGCAUUGGGCUUGUGUCUGCAUAUGUGGAGUAAUUGUAGAUUUCAUUAUUGUAGAGUUGUUGGUUUGUAUGUUUUGUCCUCCAUUCUUGAUGUUUCUUUAAAUAUCUCUGUUCCUAUCUCUUGCUAGUAUCCCAUUGGGAGGGAGACCAUAGACCUCUUCAGAGCCAGAGCUCCACUUCCUUCUUCCAAGAUCCCCGGGUUGGAAAUGUUUCCCCCAGACCCGACCACAGGUCUCCUGGGCUUGACCCCUGGGCGAGUGGGGUUCCUCUAGACCUUCAGGAUCCCAGCUUCCUGGACCAGAGCCCAGACCAGGUACUAGAGCAGAGAGAGCCCCGACAGUCACAGGACCAAACCAACCAAUCCCAGAUAGGCCUGAGACCAAGAGACGACAGAGGGAGGGGCCUAGUUCAUCAGAACCGCUGGUCAUUGGCUUCCAAGGACCCAAUCAGACCACACCCCAACACACACACACACGCUCACAAACAUGCACACGGUCACGCACACACACUUGGCGGGGCAAGACCCUACACCUGCCCGUACUGCGGCAAGAGCUUCAGCUACCCGUCCCACCAGCGCAGGCACCUGCUGCGCCACACGGGGGUGAGGAUGUACCCCUGCUUGGUGUGUGACAAGAGCUUCCUGACUCCGUCAGAGCUCACGGUGCACACCCGCGUCCACACAGGGGAGAGGCCAUUUGGCUGCACCCAGUGUGGGAAGCGUUUUGCCCGCAGCGGGAACCUCCGGGCCCACCAGAGAGAUGUCCACCUGGGGAAGAGACCCUUCGUCUGCCAGGAGUGUGGCAAGAGGUUCGCCCACAGGGGCAACCUGAGGGUGCACCACCAGAGGGUACACCAGGGCCUGCCAUACCAUGAGGAUGAGUACGACCAGGAUGGCAACGCUCUCCCCUCUACUGGGUAAAGGGGCAGGAUAACAGGGUCACAUUCAGUAGGAGCUAAUGAGAGAAUAUAUUUUAAGAUGGAAAAUGAAAAUGAGUGUUCUUAUUUAGCAUUUUUGUCUUAUGUGAAUUAAGCCUGCCUGUAACUCUCUUUGCAUUUUGAACGAAUGUCCCAUAGGAAUGACUUUACCUGUCGAGAGACAAUGUUGAAGAGACAGGAAAUUGAGAGACAGAGAAAGAAAAGCAGCACUCCCUACAAAGAGGAAGAGAGGGGGUUACAUCAUUUCAAAGGUUGGCCUGCCCGUAGUUGUUUUUAUACUGAGAGGAACGGUGCUUCAUUUUCUUUUUGCCCUUUAGUUACUGUACAUGGUUGUGUAUGUUAGCAAAAGUGAUACAAGUAGAAGCUGAUUAUGUUUCAUACGAUAGCAUAACAUUCCCUAUUUUGUCUCAAUGCUGUUCAUCCUCCAUGUGUACUGUUCAUAUAAAGUAAUUAACCUAAAUAAAACAAGGUGUAUUCAUGGUC
Coregonus sp. 'balchen' is the source of this 2319-nucleotide messenger RNA. Lineage: Eukaryota; Metazoa; Chordata; Actinopteri; Salmoniformes; Salmonidae. The record is from the annotation of a GenBank genome assembly.